AUGUGCCAGCAGAAGAGCACCUUAAAGCGUCUGAAUUUUUGCACGAAAUUUCGAGCCUGUAUUUUGUGGGCCUUGUGGAACAUAAUCAGCGGAUGUCUUUUCAUUCCUUUGCACAUUAGAUUCGUAAAACAUCUGGAGUUGCAAGUUACUAUUCUGGUUUUAGGCUUCAUUUGCGGAGUAUCUUUUAUUUUAUCUGGCAUUAUACUUCUAAUUGGACUUGUUAAAAAAAUACGAUGGAUGGUGUGUUUUUCUAUUGUUUUCUCCACUAUUGGGACUUUGUUUAUCCAUUGGCUUAUUAUUCCUUUUGUGCUUUAUUUUAUUUUCACGUUUGUGGUUUUUAAUUAUUAUCAAGUGGACAUGGCAAAAGAUGAUCGUUAUAAAAUUCCAAGAAAAUAAAAAGGAUAACUUAUAAAUUCCACACAUUUUUAUUUCAGAAAUUUCUGAAAAAGCAGGAAAAGCUCUGAACUUAUAUUUAUGGUAGGAAGUAGAUCAGUUGGUAUUAGUCUGGGCUUUUGGCCUGAAUUGCAAAAAUAUUCAUUCCAUGGACUCGUGCCUUAUCCCUUAAGUAUCUGGGUAUUGCCGCCUGUGCAAUCUACUCCAAAUAACUGCAAUAGUUUUAUGGCUCAUCAUUGUGCCGGGCUUUUUUGGGGGAAAUCCCUCGGCUAUCGGCUACGGCGAGUUCAGUGCUCCAG
Drosophila bipectinata is the source of this 692-nucleotide messenger RNA. RefSeq lists its product as uncharacterized. Lineage: Eukaryota; Metazoa; Arthropoda; Insecta; Diptera; Drosophilidae. The record is from RefSeq and is a predicted model, not a curated record.